Molecule: messenger RNA, 799 nt
Organism: Anopheles bellator
Lineage: Eukaryota; Metazoa; Arthropoda; Insecta; Diptera; Culicidae
Product: cytochrome P450 6d3-like
Exons: 1
Molecular function (GO): iron ion binding; monooxygenase activity; oxidoreductase activity, acting on paired donors, with incorporation or reduction of molecular oxygen
Source: RefSeq, a predicted model, not a curated record
AAACAACUUUUUUCAUGCACAGUGACAGUGCAAAAUGCUCAUCUACAGCCUCGCACUAGUAGCGGCCGUAAUAUUUCUAGGCUUGAAGUACAUCUACUCGUACUGGGAUCGCCAUGGCAUCGCUAAUAUCAAGCCACAUAUUCCGUUCGGAAAUCUACAGACUGUCGCGGAGAGAAAGGAGUCAUUUGGUGUCGCCAUCAACAAUUUGUACCACCAGACGUCCGAUCGGUUCGUGGGAAUAUAUUUGUUCUUUCGCCCUUCGCUACUUAUCCGUGAUCCGUACCUCGCGAAGAGGAUCAUGAUGAACGAUUUCCAGCACUUCCACGAUCGCGGUGUUUACUGCAAUGAACAAGGAGACCCUUUCUCGGCGACCUUAUUCGCGCUGUCCGGUCAGCGGUGGAAGAGCUUACGCAGCAAGCUGACGCCUAUCUUCUCCUCCGGACAACUACGUCAAAUGAUGCCAACCUUUAUAAACGUGGGGCACGCGCUAGUGAAGGAGUUAGACACGCUGACGGAGCAGCCAAGUGUGCAAGACAUGCGAACACUAGCGUCACGGUUUGUGAUCGACGUGAUUGCGUCCGUAUUUUUCGGAUUCGAGUCACACUGCAUUCAGAACCCUGAGGAUCCUUUCUUCAUAACGCUAAACAGUAUCCUGCACUCGGUUGGAUUCGUCAAUAACAUCCGUUGGGCCGGCCUUUUUGUUUGUCCAAUGCUGUUGAAGCUUAUGCGUCUCUCUUCGCUACCACCGAAUGUGAUCAAAUUCGUGAUGGAAAUAAUCUCAUCACAGAUCGAGCACCGA